Schistocerca serialis cubense is the source of this 1149-nucleotide messenger RNA. Its product is annotated as dentin sialophosphoprotein-like. The transcript is spliced from 3 exons. NCBI's taxonomy places the organism in Eukaryota, Metazoa, Arthropoda, Insecta, Orthoptera, Acrididae. The record is from RefSeq and is a predicted model, not a curated record. The coding region runs from base 1 to 1149 and encodes 382 amino acids.
AUGCACUACGUCUUUCUAAAGUCCAGUUCAGAUUCAUCUCAGUCCAGUUCAGAUUCAUCUCAGUCCAGUUCAGAUUCAUCUCAGUUCAGUUCAGAUUCAUCUCAGUUCAGUUCAGAUUCAUCUCAGUUCAGUUCAGAUUCAUCUCAGUUCAGUUCAGAUUCAUCUCAGUUCAGUUCAGAUUCAUCUCAGUUCAGUUCAGAUUCAUCUCAGUUCAGUUCAGAUUCAUCUCAGUUCAGAUUGAUCUCAGUUCAGAUUCAUCUAAGUUCAGAUUCAUCUCAGUUCAGAUUCAUCUCAGUUCAGAAUCAUCUCAGUUCAGAUUCAUCUCAGUUCAGAUUCAUCUCAGUUCAGAUUCAUCUCAUCUCCGUUCAGAUUUAUCUCAUCUCAGUUCAGAUUCAUCUCAUCUCAGUUCAGAUUCAUCUCAUUUCAGAUUCAUCUCAGUUCAGAUUCAUCAGAUUCAUCAGUUCAGAUUCAUCACAUUCAUCUCAGUUCAGUUCAGAUUCAUCUCAGUCCAGUUCAGAUUCAUCUCAGUUCAGUUCAGAUUCAUCUCAGUUCAGUUCAGAUUCAUCUCAGUUCAGUACAGAGUCAUCUCAGUUCAGUUCAGAUUCAUCUCAGUUCAGUUCAGAUUCAUCUCUGUCCAGUUCAGAUUCAUCUCAGUUCAGUUCAGAUUCAUCUCAGUUCAGAUUCAUCUCAGUUCAGAUUCAUCUCAGUUCAGAUUCAUCUCAGUUCAGAUUCAUCUCAGUUCAGAUUCAUCUCAGUUCAGAUUCAUCUCAGUUCAGAUUCAUCUCAGUUCAGAUUCAUCUCAGUUCAGAUUCAUCUCAUUCAGAUUCAUCUCCAUUCAGUUCAGAUUCAUCUCAGUCCAGUUCAGAUUCAUCUCAGUCCAGUUCACAUUCAUCUUGGUCCAGUUCAGAUUCACCUCAGUUCAGAUCAGAUUCAUCUCAGUUCAGUUCAGAUUCAUCUCAGUUCAGUUCAGAUUCAUCUCAAUUCAGUUCAGAUUCAUCUCAGUUCAGUUCAGAUUCAUCUCAGUUCAGUUCAGAUUCAUCUCAGUUCAGAUCAGAUUCAUCUCAGUUCAGAUCAGAUUCAUCUCAGUUCAGAUCAGAUUCAUCUCAGUUCAGUUCAGAUUCAUCUCAGUUCAGUUCAGAUUCAUCUUAG